Molecule: messenger RNA, 3570 nt
Organism: Spinacia oleracea (spinach)
Lineage: Eukaryota; Viridiplantae; Streptophyta; Magnoliopsida; Caryophyllales; Amaranthaceae
Exons: 9
Coding region: 516-3137 (873 amino acids)
Source: RefSeq, a predicted model, not a curated record
ACACUUCUCCUGCUGCUCUCCCUUCUCUGUCUCUCUCUCCUCCUCUCACUAGACUCCUUCAUUCUUUCUCUCUGUCGUCUGUAUUUUUCUGUGACCUUCUCGACAGCUUACUAAAAAUUAGGGUUUAUUUUUCAAUUAAUUUUAUCCCCUUUUUUCUCUCUCACUAACUUUUCAGGAUUCAAAUUCAAGCACAAAAACAGCUUUCUUCUUCUUCACAGCUACAUUUCCAACGUUACUUUCUCUCUCUAAAAAUAAAAACUAGGAGUUUCUCUCUUUGCUUGGAAGUUUCAACGAAUACGACUCCUUCCAAUAAUAAGAUCCAAUGAUCUGAUCAUUUGAAAUUCGAAAACGAUAGCGGGCUCAGGUUAUUUUUUCAAUGCGUGCGCUGUUGGUGAUAUUUUUUUGAUUUAGAGGUUUGUUUCAUAAAUUAGAGAGAAAGUUGCAAUGAAUAAUUAUUGUGGAGGUGAGGCCUAAUUUUUUGAGGGGUUUUGGAUAGUUGGUAGUUAAACAUAGAGAUGGCGAUAGCGGGUUUGCACAAUGUUCCUGUGAUUGAGUCUUCCAUUCUAAGGGAGUCUCAAUCAUCAUCGGCAAGAAUUGGAAAUCCAGGGAGUAUUAGCACCCGAGCAUCCUCAAUCCGGCAGAUGUGGCUGGAGCUUGAGGAUGAAUGUGUGGUGAAUCGUGUCCGUGACAGAGGAAGGUUAAGGUUGCAACAGGAGAGAAAUGAUGGUUUGUCUAAUUGUCAAGUUGGGGAAGGUAGGGGUGGUUUGGAGGAUUCGAGUGAGAGCGAAAAUGGGUCUGUGAUCAACUCUGAGAGCCUCACAGGGCCUCUAAAUGAGCAGUAUGAUCGUCAGAGUUUGGCAUCCGAGCAAUCUCAAGACUUUGGACUUGUUGAAAGAGCGAGAGUUAGGAGAAUUUUUCAGGAGUGGAAGAAUACUGGUGUAGCUAACCAAGCAACCAAUGUUCCCCACAGGAACCGAGGUGUAAGGUCUCAAUGGCUUGGAGAGACUGAGCGUGAAAGGGUUCGAGUUGUGAGGGAAUGGAUUCAGAUGACUAGUCAACCAAGAGAAGACCAAGUUUCUGAAGUUGGUUCUCCAAUUGAACGAGUCCGAGAUGGGCAAGUUGUUGAUCAUAAUGAAAGUCAAGUUGAAAAUAAUCGGAGGCCAAUUCGCAGAUUAUGUGGCAGGCAGGCUCUGCUUGAUUUAUUGGCCAAGAAAGAACAGGAAAGACGACAAGAGCUCCAGGGUUUGGAGGUGACACAACCUGUUAGUCGUUUUGCUCACCGCAACCGUAUUCAGUCAUUACUUAGAAUUCGCUGUUUCCAGAAUAUGCGGUCAGCUGAAUCUAGGAGGCCCAGUUCCACUGCAGAAAGUGAACUAGGGUUGCUCAGGCAGCGACAAACUGUGUCAGGUUUGAGAGGAGGUUUUCUCUCCAGAUUGGACAAUGUUCAAGUUCAAGCGAGUGAUCUGUCUGGUAGUUCUUUGGAAAACAGUCCUCAUAGUUUUAGAGAUGAUCAAACCGAGGCUAACAGCGCAAACGAGGUUGUUGAUGGUGCCCAUGUGCCAAAUAAUCCUGCAAAUGGGUUCCUUGAUGGUGCUGAUGAACAAAAUCAGCCUGCAAAUGAGGUCCUCAGUGGUGCUCAUGAACAAAAUAAUCCUGCAAAUGAAAACCUUGAUGUGAUUUGUGAACAAAGUAAUGUUGAAGGAGAUGCUAAUGUAAAUAACCCUAGAGAAUACAGUGGAAACACUAAUUUUCAAGAACUGGAAGUUCAAGUUGAAACGAGGCUGGAGGUUGCCUCAGAUGAGGAGAACAUAUCAGAGACAGCUACUAGUGGGCCUGCUGAUGGUUUUUCAGAUGAGGGCUACUUGCUUAUGAAUUCUCAAGAACCUUCAAGAAGUGGAAGCGAGGAGUUUGGGGAGAUAGAAGGAACCCAUGAGUUAUCCCGUCACUUUAACACUCAUAGAGAAGAAAUCAAUGUGCUUAAUCAAUUAGAUAAUGAAGUCCACGAAUCUGAAGAGGUAAAUGACCAAGAUUUCAGUAUCCAGGUAGAAGACUGGCCGGAACAAGUUACAACGUAUAAUGAAAGCGGAUGGCAAGGUAAUGUUCUAUCAAACCAAUGGAGAGAUGGUGAUCAAGCUGAAACAAAUAGACAACAUGUAGAUGGUGAAGAACACUUUGAUGGUGCUCUAGAGAGUGAAGUUGGAGAGCAGAACGAUGCACAAGAAGACUACUGGCAUGAAAGUGGUUCUCUGGAGACUCCAAGAGAAUGGUUGGGAAUGCCUUCCACUUCUGGGGUGACUUCUGGUAGACUUGAUACAUACUAUUUUUCUGAUGAUGAUAAUGUGCAUCAUAUGGAGCUAAGAGAACUUGUGAAUAGAAGAAGAGUUUCAAGUCUUCUUCAUAGUGAUUUCCGUGAGAGCCUAGAUCAGUUGAUACAGUCUUAUGUGGAGAGACAAACUAAUGUUCCUGAGGACUGGGAGCUACAUGAAAUGUCUCUUCCUCCUUUCACUACGCAAAAUCAAGAUCAACUAAGCACAGGCCACAGUGAGGAGUCAGAACCCAUUCAUGUGGAGGAAACUCAGCGAACCCUCCCUAGACCACCUCCUCUCCCUCAGGCACAUUGGGGGCACCAUGCCAAUUGGUCGAGGCAUGAAUCACGACAGCGCCCUGGAACUGAGUGGGAGAUCAUUAAUGAUUUGAGGAUUGACAUGGCUAGGCUGCAACAAAGAUUGAAUAACAUGCAAAGAAUGUUAGAGGCCAGUAUGGAUAUGCAACUUGAACUGCAACGUUCUGUAAGACAGGAGGUCUCUGCUGCUCUGAAUCGCUCAGCUACUCCUUCAGAGUUGUUCGAAAAUGUAUUGCCGAAAGACAGUUUCAAAUGGGAUUGUGUAAGGAAAGGCAUCUGCUGUAUAUGUUCUAACACCAACAUUGACUCUUUAUUAUACAGAUGUGGGCACAUGUGCACAUGUACUAAAUGUGCGGAUCUGUUGGUUCAAGGUGACGGGAAAUGUCCAAUGUGCCAGGCACCAGUUAUUGAGGAAGGAUUAUAUCGCAAUAUUCUCAAACUGAGUAAAUUGGGUCAGUCUAUCAGUUUGCAGAUGCCGGUGCUUACAAAGUCUCCAGUUUUCCUUUCUCUUUAAUAUACUUGUAUUAUAAGUCGCGUUAUAAUUACCGAGUAUGUCUUAAUUCUCUGCCGUACCUAUCAUCCUAUGCCCCUGAUUUUUGCCGCACGUUACAUAAUCCUCUGAUGUAUUCCUACCUAUUUUUGUUCUUAUUUUGGGACUUAAAUUUCAAGUCUAAUUAAGGUGGGGACUGAGACUAAUGUAAUUGCUUUAUAAGGACCACAGUGUGUUAAGAUUGCCCCUGAAGAGUGAAGACCAUUUGUAUAUAAGUUUCUAGACUUCUAUUGGAGACUUUGUGAACAAAACAACUAUUGUAACACCAUAAUAGGUUCGGGUGGGUGAUACCAAGUACUCCGUACCAGUUACUAAAAAUGUCCACAUUCAUACAUUUGUUUUUUUUUUCUUUUGUUGUUUGGUACACGAAAUAUUUACAGCUUUUACACCUCUUUCA